This is a messenger RNA of Symbiodinium sp. CCMP2456, 2088 nucleotides long. NCBI's taxonomy places the organism in Eukaryota, Dinophyceae, Suessiales, Symbiodiniaceae. The record is from the annotation of a GenBank genome assembly.
AUGCCGCGCUGGAACAGUCGGUCGCCCCCAGUUCGGCAAGAACGCUCGAAACCGCGGGCUCCACUGCGGCUAACAGCCCGGGCGCCGUCGCCACGGCGGAGCAGCCCCCGCGGAGGCGCUGCCCGCCUCCUGGCAAGGAGUGACCGCAGGUCGCGGGAUCGGCCUUCGCCUCGCCGAGGCUCACCGUUUCGAAAGCCCAGUGCAUCACCGCCGGCAGAGAAUGGCAAGCGCCUUCGAGACGGUGUCGACCGUUCUGCGAGAAAGGGCAGCCCAGCGCAUGCAUCGCCGGACAGACUGAGGAGUCGCCGCCGUUCUGGCGAGGUGCGGAGGAGGAGCCCUAGUCCGCACCCCCACGCCACGGCCCCGAAGGCGGCGCCAAAAUCCCGGCGGAGGCGGCCCGAGGAGUCGCCAGCUCGGGUGCCCUCUCCAGCACCUGAGGAGCCGGAGGCGCCGGCAGAGGAGUCGGAGGCUCCGAAGCGGAAGAAGAGGCGACGGAAGGACAAAGCGCCAACCGAGGACACGGUCCCUGGUGUCACGCCAAAGGCGGCGCCUCUGGCUCCACCCAGCUCGCCCGAGGCCGCGCGAGUCGCCGGCAAUGCCCAUACUGGCGAAGGGCACCGUACAUCUCCUCCGGCACGCGAAGACACUGUCCGCGAGGCCGGAGAGAUGCUAGCGCCGCAUCAGGCGGCCACGAAGCCGAAGCGCCGAGCCAAGAAGCCUCGUGAAGCUACGGAGGAGCCAGAAGCUCCGCCCCAGGUGGCUGUGCCCACGGAAGCUAACGGCACAGGUGAGAAGGAGAAGCCAAAGCGCCGGAAGCGCAGGCAGAAGCCUGCUGAACAAGAGGCAGAGGCUCCGCCGAACGAAAAGCCUGCUGAGGCAUCCGUGCACCGUGCCGCCACUGCAGAUCAAGAGAUGUUGCUGGCGACAAUAGAGGAUCUCGCUGCGAAGGCACCGGCCUCCGUGGAGGAUGUGCCAGCAGAACGAGCUGCACAGGCACCGACGCGGCGGCGCCGCCGACGGAAGGUGCAAACAGCAGCUCCGGCUGCCGAAGAGGAAGUGCCUCCGAAAGAGGCAGAUGAACCUGAUGAGGCCGAUGCAAAGUACGGCGAUCUCAUCCGUUCCGUCUACCAGCGGCACAACCCGGCCAAGCUGGGGGAGGUGGAGUCGCUAUUGGAGAAGUACAAAGGCAUGGAGGCCGCGUUGUACCAGAAAGUUUGCGAGAAAUACUCGGAGCGACCACAGGACAUCGAACCUGGAGCUUCUGCUGCGGACGGCGGCCCCCCCCGAGGCUUCGCCAAGAAGGCCUCUGCGCCACCCCCGCCGGGCCCAGCGCCGAAAGCUGCGCCCAGUCGUGUUGCCACUGGCGAGGCGUGGCCCUUUGUCGAGGAUGAGGUAUCCAUGAACUCGGAGUCUUCCGAUGCGUCCUCGGACUCCGAGAAACCUCAGGCAGAGGCAGUUCCCGCGCCAGCAGAAGCUUCCCAUGGUCUUUCACAGCCUUCAGCCCUUCCGCCGGUCUCUGAUGUCGUGCAUCCUCCAGGCUUCCCACCGGAAGAGCCCAAUAGCCCGAGCUCGGCUUCCUCUUCGUCGAGUGCCUCGCCACCACCCCCGGCACACGACGAGUUGAUGCAAAGGUUCAGCUCCCUAGGUCCCCGAGCUUCCCCGCCAGGUGAUGCAGCCUCUUGGACUCAUGCGCUUCGUCACAGCGAGGCAGCUCCACCGCCGCGAACACCCGAGCCGCAGCCAGAGCUGCCGGCCUGGGCGCGGCCUCCAGGCGGAGGCGGGAGCUCGAGCCAUCAGCGCAGUCCCCCGCGGCUAGCGGAACCUCCGAGAGCGGUGCGCGAGGAUGCUCCGCUUCCUUCUUGGGCCAUGGUCCAAGACGGCCCUCCUGGCGAUUGGAGCAGCCGCCCUCGCAGCAGGUAUAACGGGCCGCCACCUCCGCCGAGCUACGGACCUCCUCCGAGGAUGGGGCCCGGGCCCGGACCUCACGGACCUCACGGACCUCCAGGCUGGGGAGGCAAAGGCUGGGGCUAUGCACCUGGAGGUUACGGGUGGGGCGGCGAGAGCAUCGGCAGCGCAUGGGCCGGCUAA